AUGCCCGCCGCAUCCUCAGGCUUACAGCCUGCGGCCGCUCGUCUUCUAGACGCCCUCCUCAAACAGUCAACCGGCGUGCAGGCGGCCAGAAAUGAGCUUCGAUGGAUGCAGGAAGCUCUCAAGCAGUCACCUGCGACUGUCUCGGGCUCUACCGACAUCGAGAGUAUGCUUCACCGGCGAGUCACAGGUGAACCGCUGCAGUAUAUCCUAGGGACUCAACCGUUCGGACCGCUCAAUCUCCUCACGCGCCCUCCAGUCUUAAUCCCGCGUCCAGAGACUGAGGACUGGACCAUCCGACUAUCAGAACGUCUUCGCUCGUUUGGCAAGGCGCCGAUCUCUCUGCUAGACCUCUGCACGGGUUCGGGCUGCAUUCCCAUCCUGCUCUGCCACCUGCUUCCGGGCGGCUCCCUCCAUGCGACAGGCGUAGAUCUCUCCCAGGCUGCGGUUCAACUAGCGCGAGACAAUUCGGAGGUGUGCAACGUUACCAUCCCACCCGAGGGUCCUGUGCUUCCCGAGCAAUGCGGGGACUGGACGUGCAACACGUUCUUGCCUCUCUUAGGGAACAUACGCGACCCCGCGUUCGUGGCCGCGUGUGGUUUGCGCCCGCCCUACGACGUGAUCACAUCAAAUCCGCCGUACAUCACGAAGGACGAUUAUGACAAGCUGUCACCAUCUGUGAAAGACUGGGAGGACCCGCGUGCGCUGAUCGGCGACCCCGAGGGGGAGGCUACGCACGAAGACGCUCGAGGGCUGACAUUCUAUCACACGAUUGCCGACUUGCUCGCGACGGCUUCUCGUGGUUUGCUGAAGGCUGACGGUCUCGUCGCUCUUGAGGUCGGAGAGGGUCAAGCGAACGCCGUCGCGGAGAUCUUGGAACAGAAAGCUCACAUGAAGGAUAUCGAGAUUUGGAAAGACCCUUGGGACAAGGAGCGCGUAGUGGUUGGCAAGAACUAG
Rhodofomes roseus is the source of this 954-nucleotide messenger RNA. Its product is annotated as S-adenosyl-L-methionine-dependent methyltransferase. Lineage: Eukaryota; Fungi; Basidiomycota; Agaricomycetes; Polyporales; Fomitopsidaceae. The record is from RefSeq and is a predicted model, not a curated record. Gene Ontology annotation, cellular component: mitochondrion. The transcript has 2 exons. The coding region runs from base 1 to 954 and encodes 317 amino acids.